UUUUAGAUCAUUGAUUGAAUGAAAGCAUUCGAAGCAGCAGUAAUAACAGAAACCUGUAAAGAUAGAGUUUACUGAAGAGUACAGAGAGAACACGAGUGAUCCAGAACCCUUCAGACUCAAGCAUGAAGAAACUGAAGAAGAAGAAAGAGUUUACAGGAGCAUCAAAUCAUCAGAAAGAGGUGAAACUUGCAAAGAGUGAGUUUAUUAAAGAGGACAGAGAGAAGAUGGGAGAUCCAAAGCACACUGAACAUACUCAAGAACAAACAGAGCUGAUUGAAGAGAACCAAAAGAGUGAAGAAUCAAGUGAUGUUGAAGAGAAAAAUCAUGCCAAAACUAGAAAAAAACUUUUGAGUUGCCCUCAGACCAAGCAGAAAGAUUUAAAGAAAAGAGACAAGAAAUCUUUCACCUGCACUCAGUGUGGAAAGAGUCUCAGAAACAAAUAUGGUCUUGAUGUUCAUAUGAGAGUUCACACUGGAGAAAAACUGUACAAGUGUUCACACUGUGACAAGAGAUUCAGUCAGUCAAGAGACAUGAAAAUACACGAGAGGAUCCACACUGGAGAGAAACCGUUCCCUUGUAAUCAAUGUGGUAAAAUGUUUGUUUGUGCUUUAGCCCUAAAGAAGCAUCAGAAACUUCAUAAAAAGGAGAAACCACAUUCAUGUGAAUUGUGUGGAAACAGUUUUUCAUCACUGAGCUAUUUUAAAAAACAUCAGAAAAUGCAUGCUGAUGUUAAAGAGUACAUGUGCUUCGAGUGUAAAAAGACUUUUACAACAGCAAACUGUUUAAAACGGCAUGAGAGGAUCCACACUGGAGGAAAACCUUACAAGUGUUCACACUGUGACAAGAGAUUCAGUUUUUUAUCAAUUCUGAAAACGCAUGAGAGGAUUCACACUGGUAAGAAACGGUACAAGUGUUCACACUGUGACAUGAGAUUAAAUCAUUCAGGAGACCUGAAAACACACGAAAGAAUCCACACUGGCGAAAGACCGUACACAUGUGAUCAGUGCGGGAAGGGUUUCACAAAAAAAGGGAGCCUUUCCAGACAUAUGAGAGUUCAUACUGGAGAGAAACCAUUUGCUUGUGAUAAAUGCGGGAAGAGUUUUACACGAUCAUCAAGCCUUAAUGUACACAUGAACAUCCACACUGGAGAGAAACUGUUUGCUUGUGAUCAAUGCGGCAAAACAUUUUUGAGAGCUCCUGACCUGAAGAAACACUUGAAAGUUCAUUCAAAGGAGAAGCCUCAUUCAUGUCAAUUAUGUGAAAAGAGUUUUUCACGUUUACAAUAUUUAAAAGUACAUCAGAAAACACAUACUGGUGUGAGAGAGUACAUGUGCUUUGAGUGUGAAAAGACUUUUACUUCGGCAUACAGUUUAAAACUGCACGAGACGAUUCACACUGGAGAGAAACCUUAUAAGUGUUCACACUGUGACAAGAGAUUCAGCUGGCCAGGAGACCUGAAAAUACACGAGAGGAUUCACACUAGAGAGAAACCUUAUAAGUGUUCACACUGUGACAAAAGAUUCACUCAUGCAGGAAGUCUGAAAAUACACAAGAGGAUUCACACUGGAGAGAAACCUUAUAAGUGUUCACACUGUGACAAGAGAUUCAGUCGGUCAGGAGACCUGAAAACACAUGAGAGGAUUCACACUGGAGAGAAACCUUAUAAGUGUUCACACUGUGACAAGAGAUUCAGGGUGUUAGGAAACCUGAAAAUACACGAGAGCAGACAUCCCAAGUCUCCCGGAAGUUCCGGGAGUCUCCCGCAUAUUGAAAGCGGCUCCCUGAGACCCGCAAAUUAGUUAAAAUCUCCCAGAAUCUAGACCGAGCGAGCAAAAGUGCGCAUGCGAAACAGAUACUGUGUUUCAAACCGUGUAGCGCGCGCACGGCAGAGAGGGAGAGGGAGCGAGAGACCUUGCGUGUGUGUGCUAAUGUGCGUGUGAGCGAAGCGCAUGUCAGACAGAGAGCAUCCUGAUUGGCCGGUUUCUGCAAAUCAACCAAUCAAUUGUCAGUGUGGGCGGGCUUUUAUCUCUUCUCCCGAACAAAAUUAAUCAGUUAUGUCUCUCUAGAAACAGGAGCACCAUGACAGAGGGAAAGUGCCAAAAAAAAAAAAAAGUACAAGACACAUUUUACGGCAGACUACACGAAAGUGUACCCCUGUCUUAUAUAUGUAAAACAUAAUGACAGUCUUGCUCAAGCAUUGCCCAUGGCAGGUUAAAUGAUUGCAAAAGGCAUGUUGAGGUGAGUUGACAAGUUUAAUUUCAUCUGCAUAUUAUUCAGGCUAGUUGCCAAGGCUACAUGAAAACAACAAACUCUUGAGACCUGUUUAAAGUUGCAAUAGAAAAUAAAUAAAAGCAGUUUACAUAAAUUGUAUAAGCAGAUUAUAUAAAUAGUAAAAGUAAUCUACAUAUUUAAACAUAAUUAACAAAUAAUUACAUAGGCCUAUAGCUUAUAGAAAUAAUAUUUUAUGCUAUAUCUUUUAGGGACCACAACAUGCUAGGGAGGCUAAGCGCAGGGAAGUUCUCCCAUUCAGAUAGGCAAAGUCUCACUGAGAAGGUUGGGAUGUCUUCGAGAGGAUCCACACUGGAGAGAAACCGUAUCACUGCACUGAAUGAGGGGAUUUCAUUUCACUGAUUCAUCUAAUCUACACAGUGAAAUCAUUGUGAAAUCAUUACAGUGACUAGAUCAUCUUCAGAUCCAGCACUUUCAGAUCUGAUGUUGAUGAGAAAGCUGUCCUAACCAGACAUGAGAGAAGCAGAUUCGCGACCUGGAACAGAGGCAGGCCGAGCUGAGAGAGCGGAGAGCCGCGCUGGAAUCAUCCCGGGCUGACGCUCACAAGUCCGGGGUAAGUAUACAGCGUGCUGUUAACAGUCCCACCACGUCUACUCCGUGUGUUUCUCUGCGCAGGCCCGGUGCACCCAGGACGCGAUCUUCCCAGAUGUCCUUCACUGCGACGCCGGGACACCACGGACCCUGGGUGCGUCCACAGCGGAGGAUGCGAGCCGGGUCCCGGGCGACGACAUCUCCCCCUCCUGCCUUCGAGAUCUCCAUCCAGAACCGCUUCGCUCCCCUCCGCGAGACAGGACGCGACGCUGUGAUCAUCGGAGACUCCAUCGUCCGACACGUAAGUGCUACGUUAGCCGAAGGUAAAGUGCACACUCAUUGUUUGCCUGGUGCUCGUGUUCUCGAUGUUUCUGCGCAGAUACCCGCGAUCCUGAAGGACGACGAGAGCCCGAGAGCGGUCGUGCUUCACGCCGGGGUUAACGACACCACGCUGCGGCAGACGGAGACGCUGAAGAGGGACUUCAGGAGCCUGAUCGAGACGGUUCGCAGCACGACGCCCGCGGCGACGAUCGUCGUGUCAGGACCACUGCCCACGUAUCGACGAGGACACGAAAGGUUCAGUAGACUUUUUUUGUCAUGGUGUAAAGAACAGAAACUGCUAUUUGUUAAUAACUGGAAUCUUUUCUGGGAGCGUCCUAGGCUGUUUCGCGCUGAUGGAUUACACCCCAGUCGAGUCGGAGCGGAGCUUCUCUCUGACAACAUCUCCAGGACACUUCGCUCCAUGUGACUAGUAAGUCAAUUCUCAAAUAACCAUUAUGAUGAGUUUUGUUCCACCCGCUUAAAUGAUAAAAGUACUUGUGCUGUAAAACCUAUUAAGACUGUGUCUGUUCCCCGAAUAGUGAGGUCAAAAUAUAAAUAUAAAUAUAAUGUAGGAUCUAGAAAAAAUCUUAUCGUAAUUAAACCAGAAAAAUGUAAAGUAAAUGAACAAAAACAAUUUUUAAAGUUUGGGCUCAUAAAUAUUAGAUCACUCACACCAAAAGCAGUUAUUGUAAAUGAAAUGAUCACAGAUAAUAGUUUUGAUUUACUCUGCUUGACUGAAACCUGGCUAAAACCAAAUGAUUAUUUUGGUCUAAAUGAGUCUACUCCACCAAACUACUGUUAUAAACAUGAGCCCCGUCAGACUGGGGGGUGUUGCAACAAUAUAUAGUGAUAUUCUCAAUGUUACCCAGAAAACAGGAUACAGGUUUAACUCUUUUGAAAUACUAAUGCUAAAUGUUACUCUGUCAGACAUGCAAAAGAAAUCUAAUGUAUCUCUUGCUCUGGCUACUGUGUAUAGACCACCAGGGCCGUAUACAGAAUUCCUAAAAGAAUUUGCAGAUUUCCUCUCAGACCUUCUAGUUACAGUUGAUAAGGCGCUAAUCAUGGGAGAUUUUAAUAUUCACGUUGAUAAUACAAACGAUACAUUAGGACUUGCGUUUACUGACCUAAUAAACUCCUUUGGAGUCAAGCAAAAUGUCACCGGGCCCACUCAUCGUUUUAAUCAUACACUAGAUUUAAUUAUAUCGCAUGGCAUCGAUCUUACUGCUAUAGAUCUUGUACCUCAAAGUGAUGAUAUUACAGACCAUUUCCUCGUAUCGUGCAUGCUGCGUAUAACUGAUAUUAACUAUAUGUCGCAGCGAUACCGUCUGGGCAGAACUAUUGUUCCAGCCACCAAAGACAGAUUCGCAAAUAACCUGCCUGAUCUAUCUCAACUGCUAUUUGUACCCAAAAAUACACAUGAAUUAGACAAAAUUACUGACAACAUAGGCACUAUUUUCUCUAAUACAUUAGAAGCUGUUGCCCCAAUCAAAUUGAAAAAAGUUAGAGAAAAACGUACUGUACCAUGGUAUAACAGUAAUACUCACUCUCUCAAGAAAGUAACUCGUAGUCUUGAACGCAAAUGGAGAAAAACUAACUUAGAAGUUUUUAGAAUUGCAUGGAAAAACAGUAUGUCCAGCUAUAGACAGGCUCUAAAAACUGCUAGGGCAGAGCAUAUACACAAACUCAUAGAAAAUAACCAAAACAAUCCAAGGUUUUUAUUUAGCACAGUGGCUAAGUUAACAAAUUACCAGACGCCACCUGAUUCAAAUAUUCCACCAACGUUAAAUAGUAAUGACUUUAUGAAUUUCUUCACUGAUAAAAUAGAUAACAUUAGAAAUACAAUAGCGAAUGUAGAUUCUACAGCAUCUAACACUUCAGUUUCAUCCAUCGCACCCAAACAUAAACUGCAGUGCUUUACAACCAUAGGACAGGAGGAGCUAAAUAAACUUAUCACUGUAUCUAAACCAACAACAUGUUUAUUAGAUCCUGUACCCACUAAAUUACUGAAAGAGCUGUUACCUGUAGCCGAAGAACCGCUUCUCAAUAUCAUUAACUCGUCGUUAUCUUUAGGACACGUCCCAAAACCAUUCAAGCUGGCGGUUAUCAAGCCUCUUAUUAAGAAACCAAAACUAGAUCCUAGUGUACUGGCAAAUUAUAGGCCUAUUUCAAAUCUUCCAUUUAUGUCUAAAAUUUUAGAAAAAGUUGUGUCUGCUCAAUUGAGCACCUUCCUGCAUAAAAAUGAUCUGUAUGAAGAAUUUCAGUCAGGUUUUAGGCCCCACCAUAGCACAGAAACUGCACUUGUUAAAAUUACAAAUGACCUGCUCCUUGCGUCAGACCAAGGCUGCAUCUCAUUUCUAGUCUUACUUGAUCUUAGUGCUGCGUUCGACACCAUAGAUCAUGACAUACUCAUAGAUCGAUUACAAAACUAUACAGGUAUUCAAGGGCAGGCUCUAAGAUGGUUUAGAUCCUACCUGUCCGAUCGCUACCAUUUUGUGUACUUAAAUGGGGAGUCAUCUCAUUUAUCAUCAGUAAAAUAUGGAGUGCCACAAGGAUCCGUCCUAGGUCCCCUUCUAUUUUCAAUAUACAUGUUGCCCCUUGGUAAUAUUAUUAGAAAAUACGGAAUUAGCUUCCACUGUUAUGCUGAUGAUACUCAGCUAUAUAUAUCAACGAGACCAGAUGAAACUUCCCAAUUAUCUAAGCUAACAGAGUGUGUUAAAAAUGUAAAAGAUUGGAUGACAAAUAAUUUUCUCCAAUUAAAUUCGGAUAAGACGGAGAUAUUAAUUAUUGGACCAAAAAACACUACACAGAAUCUUGUAGAUUACAAUCUGCAACUAGACGGAUGUACUGUUACUUCCUCUACAGUCAGAAAUCUGGGUGUUAUAUUAGACAGCAAUUUGUCUUUUGAAAAUCAUAUUUCCAAUGUUACAAAAACUGCAUUCUUCCAUCUUAGAAACAUUGCCAAGCUACGAAACAUGUUAUCUGUUUCUGAUGCAGAAAAGCUAGUUCAUGCAUUCAUGACCUCUAGACUGGACUAUUGUAAUGCACUUCUAGGUGGUUGUCCUGCUUCGUCAAUAAACAAGCUACAGGUAGUCCAAAAUGCAGCAGCUAGAGUCCUUACGAGGUCAAGAAAAUAUGAUCAUAUUACCCCAAUUUUACAGUCUCUGCACUGGCUACCUAUUAAGUUCCGCAUCAGUUACAAAUUAUCAUUACUUGCCUAUAAGGCCCUAAAUGGUUUAGCUCCAGCGUACCUAACUAGCCUUCUACCACGUUACAACCCAUCACGCACCCUAAGGUCACAAAACACUGGACUUUUGGUAGUUCCUAGGAUAGCAAAGUCCACUAAAGGAGGUAGAGCCUUCUCACAUUUGGCUCCCAAACUCUGGAAUAGCCUUCCUGAUAAUGUUCGGGGUUCAGACACACUCUCUUUGUUUAAAUCUAGAUUAAAAACACAUCUCUUUCGCCAAGCAUUCGAAUAAUGUAUCUUUUUAAUUGUGAGUGUAGUUGCAUCUGAUCAAAGGUGCAUUUUUAUUCAUUAGCUUGGGUUAAACUAAUUUUACUUUGUUGGAUCAGCAGCUAUGCUAAUGAUGUCUGUAUUUUGUUUCUAUGUUUUGCCACGGGAUUCACAUCCCGUGGUAACUAGGAUUUACACAAGCUCCAGUCUGGAUCCAGAACACCUGAGAAGAGAUGAUGCUGACCCUCAGAGGACCCCAGAUGAUGCAAACCCUGAAUCAACAAACAGAACUAACAAUUAUUCCUAAAUGUGUGACUUAAUCAUAUAAUAACUUAAUUAAUAAUAUUGAUAGUUCAUCGUCUAGCUGACUACGUCUUGUAUUAUUAUUAUUAUUAAUUUUUUUUAGUUUUUCUAAAAUCCUGUCAAAUGUGCACAAACUACUAGCUACUACUAAAUAUUGUAGAAACAUAAUUUUCUGUAAAGUUGCUUUGUAACGAUUUGUUUUGUAAAAAGCGCUAUACAAAUAAACUUGAAUUGAAUUGAA
Carassius gibelio (silver crucian carp) is the source of this 7136-nucleotide messenger RNA. RefSeq names its product zinc finger protein 271. The coding region runs from base 123 to 1799 and encodes 558 amino acids. The record is from RefSeq and is a predicted model, not a curated record. The transcript is spliced from 4 exons. Lineage: Eukaryota; Metazoa; Chordata; Actinopteri; Cypriniformes; Cyprinidae. Gene Ontology annotation, biological process: regulation of cytokine production; negative regulation of transcription by RNA polymerase II; regulation of immune system process.